Messenger RNA from Penicillium psychrosexuale, 750 nucleotides. RefSeq lists its product as uncharacterized. The record is from RefSeq and is a predicted model, not a curated record. Gene Ontology annotation, biological process: reciprocal meiotic recombination. Gene Ontology annotation, cellular component: synaptonemal complex. The transcript has 4 exons. The coding region runs from base 1 to 750 and encodes 249 amino acids. Lineage: Eukaryota; Fungi; Ascomycota; Eurotiomycetes; Eurotiales; Aspergillaceae. Gene Ontology annotation, molecular function: ubiquitin protein ligase activity.
AUGGAGUGUGCUGGUCGCGCACUUGCGUUUUGGGCAUACCAAAGCACACAGGAGAUCUUCUACCAGGAAUACCGAGCGAAGACGCUGACGGAGAAGUACGCCAACCUGAACACGCAGAUGGACAAGGUCAUCCACAAUGCCAAUACAGAGAUCAUGUCACUGCAGAAUAAGUUAUCUGACAUGCAAUCAUCUCAAGAAGACCUCCAAAAGAAAAAUCAGGAAUUGAAUGAUAUGUACCGCGACAAGAACAAUAAACUCGCUCAAAUGACCAAUCUCUACAACCUCCUCAAAGCUCGUGCCAUGCGGUCCCGGAUGCAAACCGCAGCCUCGGACACAGUCUCCCAAGCUCUCUCAUCGCUCAAUGCUCCUGUUCCUGCUUCUGCUCUUGAACGUGCCUCUGCUCUUGAACGUGCCUCUGCCUCUAUUCCUCUGUCCAAUGCCUCAACGUUGCCUUCUGCCCCGAUUACACGACAUCCCAAGACUCCCACAUUUCCCGUCAACCCAGAUGGAGUCGAGCAGCUUUAUCGGAAUCAACGGAGCGGCACUGGUAGUUCCAAAAGGGCAAGGACGAGGACACCUCGCGGAGCCCCAAUGCCUCCCCCUGCUCAGCCAGACUGGGAUGGGCGAAAUAGCAAAGGUCGAGAUCCCGCUCCCCAACAUCGGACUCGACUUCCACGAAUUUCUCGGACUUCGACUAUCUCCUCAGAGUUGCCUCCUGGUGAUGCUAUCACGCAGCGGUUUGGGCGUUGA